Toxotes jaculatrix (banded archerfish) is the source of this 2396-nucleotide messenger RNA. RefSeq names its product tandem C2 domains nuclear protein. The transcript is spliced from 12 exons. Bases 126 to 1565 code for a protein of 479 amino acids. NCBI's taxonomy places the organism in Eukaryota, Metazoa, Chordata, Actinopteri, Toxotidae. The record is from RefSeq and is a predicted model, not a curated record. Gene Ontology annotation, cellular component: nucleus.
AGAGAGACCUGUGCCUGAAGUGCACAAUAAACCUGAGCUCACUGGCAUUUCUCUCCAGUUGGCCUGUGAGAAUGAACUGCGCCGCUGCAUCUACAAAGUUUCCCCCCUCUCAGUGAAAACGUCUCAUGGGUGCAGUCAUGGAGUGCCUCAAAAACUGCUGCAGGAACUUUAUGGUGAAAAAGGGGAAGGAUCAGGAGACCCAAGUGAUCAAAAUGAAGAUGCCUCCUAACAAGACAGUGGUCUCAGGACGGGAGUCAGAUGACGGGAGGAGGUGGGUCACAGAAGAUUAUCUUCUGUCCAAGCUGCCCCCAGAUGGCAGAGAGGUGCCAUUUGUCCUGCCGACCUUCAAGGCCUCCUACAUCCAGCCCAGAGGCUCCCGCUACCCCAGUUUACAGUCUGGGCUGCAGAGUUCAGCCCGGAGUACCUAUGCAGAGAGGAAGGCAGAGCUUUUAGGUUCUGGUCAAUUCACCUACAGCCCAGAGUCCAGCUUCCAUCAGAGUCAGAUGGCCGAGUACGUCUCCCCUGGCUCGGCUCGCCGCGACACACUGAAGAACAGAAACUCCAGUCCACUAAGCCCAGGUUGGGUUCUGAAGCCGGGCGGCCAGCAGCACCUGAGCAGCUCCAUGUUUGAUCUGUCCAGCCCUCAGAGUCACAUGCAGCGUUUUGACUCCGUCUCCAGUGUCCUCAGCAGCACGUCCUCAAUGAUGGGCUCCAUUGAAAGCAGCCUGGACUCUGUCACCCUGUCUGGGGAUGAACGUGAACUGGGGAAGGUAUGCGUCCGACUCAGCUACCAGGAGGCUUUGGAGCAGGUGUGGAUCACUUUGGUCCAGUGUUCAGACCUCAACCUUCCUGUGGAUGGAGUGGAACAACAAAAGAUUGGAUUCAAAGGGAUCAUCACCAUGCCCAAACCCAUACAGUUCAAGAGCUCCGUUAAGGAGUACUGUCAGGAUCUGUCCUUCAUGGAGACCUUUGUGUUUGCGCUCCGGCUCCAGCAGUUGCGCUGCAGUGCUUUAGUGCUGCGGCUGCAGACACACAACCCCAAGAAACGUACCGUGGCGGAGUGUGUCCUCUCCCUACGACAGCUCGGUCCACAGGAGACAGAACACUGGCUCGACCUCAAUGCUCCGUCCAAAUCCUCUGUGUGCCACUCUGAGCUGCAUCUCACCACCUGCUUUCAGCCGGUCAACGAGCGCAUCCAGUUCCAGGUCCUUGCCGCCCAAAACCUCCCAGUAUCCUCUUCACCACUCUCCCAAGCGUUUUUUGUCAAGGCGGAGAUGCACCAGCUGGGGCGCAUGGUGAUGAAGAAGAAGACUCGGGUGAUGAAGGCCUCAGGGGGUCAGUGUCAGUGGGCGGAGACUUUUCACCUCCAGCUGGCUUCUUUAGACCACGCCUGCUCGCUGUCCGUCAAACUCUACAGUCGCAGCUCGGUCAGGAGGAAACAGUGUCUCGGACAGGUUCAGCUGGGAUUCGACAGCCCAGUGCCUGAGGCUGUGGACCAAUGGAAGGACACGAUGGCUCACCCAGAGAAAGUGGUGGCAGCGUGGCACCGACUGAGCGCCUCCUAAACCUUCUCCCAGUUUCCUCUUCACGCACUGCGGAAGUAAUGCUUUCGUGCUGCAGGUCCAGCUGUGCCUGCUUGCUUUUCCAGUCGGUCGGCCACAGUCGUGUAUGCUCAUACACAGCUGACGCUGAUGGAGCAGACUGUAAACCACUGAACGUGCUCUGAAUGUCCUGGGAGAGCAGAUUUCCACAGAGCUGCUUCAGGUGGUCAGUCAUCGUUUGUACAUAUGGGGUUUUGAACAAAGUGUGGGUGCUGGAAAAGCUUUUCAUGUGGUUUUUGUGCAAAAAUUGAGGAUUUUUCUUAAACAACAAUAGAGCUUUUGCUUUACUAACAGUAAUUGAGCCGCAUAGCAUUUAGCUGUAUAUAAUGCUCUAUUUUUUAAGUCACAUGCCGCGUGUAUAGAAAUGCUUUUUAGCGAAAAACCUUGUCACUUUCUUUCAGCUGGAUAGAAAGUUUACAAGCAGAGAAAGUGACUAUAAAGCCAGAUGUACUGUAUUAAAAAGUUCAUGUUGUCAGUCUGUAAAUAAAACUCAUCUUAAGGGAUUACGCUGUCAGUUCUAUAAUUUUCUUAUGUCAACAAACCCAUAAAAGACUAAAACCAACACUAUGCUAGUCGAUACUUUUGGCCCUGGCUCUCAGCCUCACCUCAGAAACAGGUUAGAAACAGGUCAUGAAUUUAUAGUUUAAUUUUUAAUAGGUAACGAAAACAGCCGAGGAUUGUUGUCUUUAGCCAAAUAUGAUUUAAACAGGAGUAAACUGGAGACUAUUUUCAGAUUAAAACACAUUGGGUCUGCAGGAUGGUGUUUGACUCAAAAAAAAAAAAAAAAAACUACAC